AUGAAAAGACAAUACAAUGUGUUAGAAGCCCCUGAUGCCGUUUCUGCUACUGAUGCUACACUCUACGAAGGGCCAAAACCGAAAAAAAUGGCCAUAUUAACAAGUUACCCAUCUCCAAAAGAAUCACUUUAUGAUGUACAAGUGCAUCUUCCUGCUUCCAUUUCAAGACCCGUAACCCCGGCUGAUAAAAUCAUUGAUUCCCUUACACAAGGUCCUCCCUCACCAGCUAAAAGUGAGGAAGCAAUAGAACUUAGUUCAAUGACUUGCACAAGUCCUAUUGCCAGUUUCAGCCCUAUCAGUUGCCCAACUCCUGUAUCAACACCAGUGUCUACAGUUGCAAAUAGCCCUCUUGCUGCUCAUUCUCCAUUAUCAAUCGACACGAAAGAUGAUGAUGAUAACCAACUUGAAAUAACUGGUUAUCUCAACCCAUUUACUGCAUUACAUUUCACACCUCUUGCCCCAUUUAAUAAUGCACCUUAUCCUUUUGCAUUUGUUGAGCCUCCACUCAAUAAUAGCUAUGAAAACUUCAAAUCACCACCACCAAUAUAUUUAUCCUCAUUAACAGGCAAACGUGCUGCAAAAGAAGUUAAAACUACAGAGAAAUUACUUCCUUCACCUGAAUUUUCACUUCCUCCAUCACAGGUUGGUACUAAUGGAUAUAUGAACCCAACCAGAACUUGCGAUUCAAAGAAAUCAUUUCCACAUUUUUAA
Messenger RNA from Candida tropicalis MYA-3404, 711 nucleotides. RefSeq lists its product as uncharacterized. The record is from RefSeq and is a predicted model, not a curated record. The transcript has a single exon. NCBI's taxonomy places the organism in Eukaryota, Fungi, Ascomycota, Pichiomycetes, Serinales, Debaryomycetaceae. Bases 1 to 711 code for a protein of 236 amino acids.